This is a messenger RNA of Rhopalosiphum padi (bird cherry-oat aphid), 3399 nucleotides long. RefSeq lists its product as uncharacterized. Lineage: Eukaryota; Metazoa; Arthropoda; Insecta; Hemiptera; Aphididae. The transcript is spliced from 5 exons. The record is from RefSeq and is a predicted model, not a curated record.
UAUGUAUUCGCCAUCAUAUAUUUUUUAUUGUGAGAUGAUGAGCCUAUCUACACAUCAACAAUUAAACUGGAUUCAUCCCAAAAACUUGUUUGACCCUAUAUCGGUUAAGGAUUUCUCCAUACAAGAUAUCCGCAAGGAAAUCGGCUACAAUACCGAAGUGUCUAAACCGAAAUUUUGCAAGUUUGGACCCAUUUUAGACAGUCCUGUGCAAAUAUAUCAGCCACCAAACAAAUUAACCUUAACGUUAUUGAUGUUCUAUAAGGAAGCUUUUAAGGUCAAACACAAUUCCCAUCCACUUCAAAAUAUAAAAUUAAACAAACAAAGUUAUAUAGAUGAUAUGCCUCCUGAUUGGAAUAGAUAUGCAUUUUAUAUACCUAUAGUCCGAACGUUUGAAGACGUAAAAAUUGUGAAUACAAUUAAAUGGCUAUGGAACAAUCACCGUCUUAAUUAUAACGCUUGGAUGAAGAUGGUAAUGGCGUUGUUCUCGGCUCAUCGCCGUUAUCAAAUAUAUUCAAUCGAAAAUGGUUUUCUCGAGGAACGUGCUUUAGCAAAAGUAGCAAUAGAUGCAUUGAUCGGACCCCGAGGGCUCAUCCAUGGUUUAUGGAAUUUUGAAGUACCGAGACUUCAGAUAGGCUCUGAUCGAUUACACAUUUGGCCAAAAGACUGGAAAUUUGAUUUUAAUAUAGAUGAUAACAGUUCAUUUCACUCGUCUUCACCUGAGAAUAGUGACUUCGACACAGACGGAGGUGAUAGUGGACCUAUUGGUAUAGCGUACAAUCGGCCCCGUAUAACAGGCUUUACAUCUUUUACCGAAACUUCUAGUGACGAGGAAGCUAGUAGACUGGAUGUUUUCAGUGAUGGCCACGGCGGGGAAUACUGGGAUCGGCGUUUUCGGAAACGCUUCGAUUUGUACAUUCGAACAUCGACCAUAGAACGGCGCAAUCGCCGAGCCGUCCGAGAAGCAAGGCGCUUGGUUCGUCUAAAAUAUGACGAAGAACGUCGAGAGGAGGAGACAGCUUAUAAUGCAGAAGCUAAACGCGCUGAAGCGUUGGCUGCUGAACGAGUACAUACUGAGAUCCGAAACCGGGAAAAUAAAAAACGAAUCGAAUAUCUCAGACAGUCUAGAUCGAACAAGCAAAAAUCCUUAGACCAUUAUUUGUGUCGAUAUCAACAAUUUAAUCAUAAAUUAAGAUCAAUUCUGGAGCAUGAAUGGAAAUGGUAUUACGGUGAAAAUCACGAAUCUCAAUAUAAUCAACGAUCGGAAAAGCAUAUAUCGUUGAACUGUUGGAUAUCACCGGUUCAUUGGGUUAGACCAACUGAAGAAAACAUUGAUGGAUUUACAUCGAUACUCACGGCCGUACAUCAAUUGACAGUAUUCGAAAUAAUUAUGGGAGAAUCAGGACACUCUUUUAAGCCAAGAGAGUUGUUACGGCAAUUUCCAAAUGGUGCUAAAUAUUUAAAUAGUCGAAGUAUGAAUUAUGGUAUCCUUGGUGUUGGAAAAGUUGAUUGGGAAAGAGUAACGAUGGAGAUGAUUAUGGCUAAUAUAAGAGAAAAGACGAACGGGAAUAGGUGUCGAGCGAAUUAUCCCGAAUUUUUUGUGAAAGUAGCAAGACGUUUUAUGGGAGAUCGAUACAAUAUCAGUUUUGAGAGACGCGAUUUAUUGACCGACAAGAUACUGAAUUAUAGUUCUGUAAAGUAUGGAAAAAAGAUUAAAACAGAAAAUGGGGAAACGUCAGAAAUAAAACCAAAAAUAGAGGAUCUAUAUGUUAUGUCCAUUGUGCAGCGUCUAAUACGUGGCCACUUAAUCGCUGUUUGUUACGACGCCGACGAAAAUAACAGACCGACGAACAACGGCGGCCGGACCACGCGUUGGGUCUUGCUGUGUGGCGUUAUCGUGGGACAGUAUCGCCGGGAGCCUUCCGACGCGAGACUCGGAACAAAUGUUGAAAGUACGCUUUCAGAACAGGGGAACCAAGAGGAUUUGGGUUACGAGUACGAGUACGACACCGAUACCCACUUACUGACGCCAUUAGGAUUCCGCAGCCGGCGAUCAGGCCGCCCAAUAGACAUCGCGAGAUUAAAGGAACAAAUAGAACGCAACGAUAGAUUGAACUACGAUCAACGAACUUGCAUCAACGAGAAGGGUGAGCUGCGUCACGAAGACCAACCCGAAGAACGCCGGAGGUGCCUAUGGUGCACGUCCGCGUACGCGGACAAUCAACUGGACUUGGAACGUGACGCGGACACCGUGUGGGUGGUGGCCAUGGACCGCGGCCGGUACGUGGUGUGGUCGCUCCGGGAACUGGCCAACAGCAACAGGCAGCUGGACGAAUACAAAAAAACUCACCGAUCUUACGCCGGUCCACGGGUGAGCCAGGAGCCAGGGAGCCACAAGUCUAAAGAUACGUUUGCGUCAGCGACAAAGCAAAGACGUCUGUAACUUGAUUAUACGGAAAGGCGCCGCAACCGUGCCCUGUGUACCGUCUUGGUCGACCAGAUGGAGACGCUGGCCCGAGCACACCCGCAUCUACCACCGGCUGAGUUGAUCAAAAUGCUGGACCUGUCCGCGUGUAACAGGCCUAAUCAACCGGACAUGGCAAGAGUGUGGUUGUCCGCGGCAAAUGCCGCCUACAGCGCCCAGACCAGACCGAAGACGCCGCCGCUGCCGCCGACAACAAAUCAAUUCGUAUUUAGUACACCGGAAGCGCCACCCCCGCCCCCGCUGCCGAUUCCCGUAGCACCAACAUCGAUGACACAAACGACACAAUUUAAUCGGGAUUUAAAUCUAACCAAUGGUGCAUUAAUCUGCCCAAGUUUAAGUCGGUGUUACGUGGACUUCGAGCCGAAAUUCAAUAGAUUACAGAAUUUCAGUAUGCAAUUUUUUCCUAAUCAAAGCUGUUUAAAUGAGAUGUUGGACAAAGAAAUUGAGUUGAGAUUUUCAUUUCAUGGCGAGUUACCCGACAAAAAUGGUCAGACGUCAUCUUCGAUAAACCGUAACAAAUAAUCAAAAUACGCCAGCCACCGUGAUAGGCUGCUGUCCAGUGAUCGGUGACGGCGCCCCGUCCACGGCGCGGGCGGUGGUGGUUAGGUGACGGUUUCGGCGCGGUGGAUAAUGAGCGGGUAGAGCACUUCGUCGUUUGCCACAAAACUCCCCGCGGACAGCGCUGCGUGUCAAAUCGUCGCCUCCGACCCUCGCUGCUUCAGCGGCAGGCGCGUGCGCGUGCGCCCGAAAAACAGCCACCCUCGACCCACAGCUUUCGCAGCCUCCGACCACUCAACGUCGUGCCUACGACUGUCAUCAACAUUACCUCCGUCACACAAUUCCCAUCUCAACGUCUGCCGCGCCGCACUCGCCGUACCAACAUCAACUUACUGCCGUCGUGUUCAACCACCCGUCGA